CGCGUCAAGCAACCCAGUCCAGUCGAAGAUUCAAGCUUCUCCACUAUCUUUUAGGAAAGUUACCCACAGUAGAGUUCAGUCAGUGUUAUUUUAAUACUUUCAAAAUAAAAGAAUAUUAGUGAAACCUUUAUUGAUUUGUGCAGAACAGAGUAUGUGAAAUGUUUCUACUAUUAAGUAGAAUGACAAAUGCAAUAAGCUUUGGAAUAGUGUGAUAUAAAACGAACAUUUUGCAGUCGUUUUAGCAUGGUUAUUUUAUUCUGAAGUAUUUCCGUUCACUGACAGUUGAUGUGUUUGCAGUUUAACAGUAAGUGAAAAAAAUACAAGAAAACUUCAGUGUAGAAUUUUACAAACACCGAGAAAUGGAAUAUGGUCACCGUAAACUGCUGAAAGUGCUUUUAAAAUCUGAAGUGACGCAGCAGACAUCAGUGUGUUCUACAGAUGUGCAGCGGGUGUUUGUGGCUAAUCAGGGCUCUUACCCUGAGCAGCAGAAGUGGAGUCCCGAUGUAGAAGAGGGGGAUCCAGAUUCCCCAUGCAUUAAAGAGGAACGACAGGAGGAUAUCACAAAGAUGCCAUUCCCCUCUGUCCAUGUGAAGAGUGAAGAUGAAGAAAAACCUCAGUCGUCAGAGCUUCAUCCAGACUGGAACAGAGAGGCAGAGCAACGGACUGAAAAUAUGAAAACAGAACAUGAUGGACCGGGCAGAGAUGGACCACACCCAGGUAGAAACCUCCAUCCAAAUCCUGAUAAGUCUUCUGAGAGUGAUAACAUUGAUGAUGACGACUGGAAGGCAAUCGGCAAACAGUCAGGUUUUAGUUCUCUGGAAAACAGCAGCGCUCAUAUAGAUGACAUGAGGUGUUACACUGGAGAUAAACUGUUUAGCUGCUCCGAGUGUGAGAAGAGAUUUGGCUACAAACACCACCUGAAGGACCACAUGAGAAUCCAUAUACAGAGCCAACACCAUUCUCUGAUCCAGAGCAGGUUUUCUACAAACAUAUCUAAAGCCCAACAGCUGAGGGACAGUCUGAAACAACUGCCAACAGCUGCUGAUGAAGUAUUUGAGUUGUUAGCAGGAUUGAUUGCAAACUUUGAAGAAGAAAUUCAUCGUUUAAAAGACGAGAACAAAGGACGGAAAGUUCUGGAAGCUGCUUUUAAUCCUCGAGUUCGCUUGUACAAAGCAGACAUGCAGCCAUUGUUGGUGAUUAAAGAAGAAACUCUCCCUGAACACCAGGAAUGGAAUCUGAGUGUUGACCAGGAGGACAUUAAAGAGGAAGAGAAGCUGUGGAUAAGUCAGCAGGGAGAGCAGGUUCAGCAGCUGGAGGAGGCAGAUCUCACCAAGUUUGGUUUCACUGCUGUCCCUGUGAAGAGUGAAAAUGAUGAUGAAAAACCAGAGUCAUCACAGCUUCAUCAAAGCCGAAGUGAUGAGAGCACAGAGACUGAGCCUGUAGCCAGCAGCUCAUCUGUACACAGAACACUGACAGCAGAAGCUGAUGGAGAGGACGAUGGAGGACCACAACCAGCCAGCAACUCGGGUCCAAACAGUCAUUUACAACCAGAUACCAGUGGCAGGAGUUCAGAC
Thalassophryne amazonica is the source of this 1574-nucleotide messenger RNA. Its product is annotated as zinc finger and BTB domain-containing protein 24-like. NCBI's taxonomy places the organism in Eukaryota, Metazoa, Chordata, Actinopteri, Batrachoidiformes, Batrachoididae. Gene Ontology annotation, biological process: regulation of DNA-templated transcription. The record is from RefSeq and is a predicted model, not a curated record. The annotation marks the transcript as partial. Gene Ontology annotation, molecular function: DNA-binding transcription factor activity, RNA polymerase II-specific; RNA polymerase II cis-regulatory region sequence-specific DNA binding. The transcript has 3 exons.